Messenger RNA from Hydractinia symbiolongicarpus, 1311 nucleotides. RefSeq lists its product as uncharacterized. The record is from RefSeq and is a predicted model, not a curated record. Lineage: Eukaryota; Metazoa; Cnidaria; Hydrozoa; Anthoathecata; Hydractiniidae. The coding region runs from base 1 to 1311 and encodes 436 amino acids. The transcript has a single exon.
AUGGAAAAUGAUUGUGUUGAUAUAAAAAUUUGGGAGAGAAAACGGAGGACAACGGUUCUUGCAUAUAUGUUUCUUUAUUUUUUAAGAGGAAUUGAACAAAGUGCAAACACGGCAACAUUAUGGAUUUAUUUGACAAAACUUAUAAAAACUGAGCACGCAGACGUAUACUAUGGACUGAUCAACAUAGCAAUAUAUAUUUUACCGAUGUUGUUUUCUUCCGUUGUGGCAAGAUAUGCUGACAAAACAAGGCGCAUCAAACUGACUAUAAUCAUUACAAACUUUGUUUCUAUGCUUGGAAGUAUAACAUAUAUAUUGCCAUGGUCACCACUAUGUCCGUUUAUAGGAAAACUUUUAAACGGUGCAGUUAUCAUAUCGAAACCAUUAAUGAUAGGGGAAAUGGCAAGAUCCUUUUCGCCCUGUAAAUUACAAAGCAAGAUAACUUAUCUUGUGUUUUCAAAAGCCGUCGGAUAUGUUAUGGGACCGUGUGUUGUACUUCCGUUUACAAAUCUAAACGUCUGGUUUGGCCAAAUUCAGAUUGCAUAUGGAAACAUAUCAGGUCUUGUUCUUCUUAUUUUAACGAUCGUCGCACAGUUAUGGGUUAUAUUUUUCGCUCAUGAUCUAUCAAGAGAAUAUGAUAUGAAGAAAGCUACAGCAACAGACGAAACCGUUAAACAUAAAGAUUUAAAAAGCAGCGCAGUAAAGGCCUUGAAAGGAGCCUUAACCUCAAAAAUCAUUGUGUUUAUGUUAUUUAUAUCAUUUUAUGGUUGCAUACUUAAUAUUGCAUUCUUCCGAGGCCUUCCAGUUCUUGUAUUGGAUAUUUUAGGAAUGUCAUACCAAACCGUUUCUCAUGUUUUCGUUCUAAAUGGAAUCUGCAACAUCGUGCUGUACAUUUUCAGCAUCAAAAUUAAAAUGGGAAACGUAACUGUAUAUUCUUUGGAAAUUGCCAGUCUGGUUUCAAUUAUUAUUGUUUCAUUUAUCCAGUUCACACUUGUUUAUUGUGGCCCUACCAUUAACGUCAAAGUUAGCAUGCUGUUGUUAUACGUGGUUUCUCUAAGUGUAUUUGAAAUUGGCCAAGAGAUAUUUUUAGUUGUAAUUUUUGCAAAACUCAUCUCGUCGAAAUACCAAAGUUAUCUGGAAAGCAUACGUGAAAUACUUGAACUGAUUGGAUGUAUUUUAGGGGCAUUUUUAUCUUUGACUUUUAUGAAAUAUGCGAGUAUAUUUAUGCCUUUGUUUAUAUUUAUAAAUUUACUAUCACUAAUUUUUCUUUUCCUGUUUCGCAAUAAUCUAAUUCAUCCAGAUAUUCUUGUGUGA